Messenger RNA from Synchiropus splendidus (mandarinfish), 5394 nucleotides. RefSeq names its product interleukin-31 receptor subunit alpha. The transcript is spliced from 17 exons. The record is from RefSeq and is a predicted model, not a curated record. NCBI's taxonomy places the organism in Eukaryota, Metazoa, Chordata, Actinopteri, Syngnathiformes, Callionymidae. Bases 2561 to 4948 code for a protein of 795 amino acids. Gene Ontology annotation, biological process: cytokine-mediated signaling pathway. Gene Ontology annotation, molecular function: cytokine binding; cytokine receptor activity. Gene Ontology annotation, cellular component: signaling receptor complex; external side of plasma membrane.
AGCUUUGUUUGUUGGGACAGGUCAGCGGAUCGCGUGCCGGUGCCCUCUAUCCCAGAUGCAUGGACGCGGCAAACAAACCUCCAGAGGACCAUCUCAUCCGAUCCUGCUGGAGUCCAACUCUGAAGGUCACAGGCGGGAGCAAGCAUCCCAGUGGGUCAGGACUCCCAGAGGACCUGCACGAGUUCAAGUUCCCGGACUUUCCCAGGCGUCUCACGCCCACAUGAACUUGGUGCUCAGAGAGACAGGGGGUGGGGAGGGGCGGCACACAGUGGCUGCUACCACCCCAGUCGCAACAGUCGUAACGACAUGAGGCUAACUUUAGCAUGAUGCUCACUGAGCUAGUGAAACACUUCAGCAGCCGUUCCGACACUUGAAUCACGUUUCCUUCCUCUGUUCACAAUAAUGAUGCAGAGAGGAUCAAAGGUCAGCUGGUUUUUGGAGGCACUGAUGUAGCAUCUGAAGACAAGCUCGCUUGUCUUGCGACCACGUGAAAUGACACGGUUGGCCAGGAUUGGCACGCAGGCCAGCAGUUUGACCGGCUUCUCUGAGACGUCUCUUUCCUGUCCUCGUCAGCUUCAGGGACUCUUUGAAACUCCGCGUCCAGACCCUCGAGUCCUCCUCCGGGGAGACUCAGCUCCACCGUCACUCCUUCUCCUCGGGACUCCACGAACUUCUGGAGCUCCAUGUUGGCAGCGACUCCUCACAGACGCGACGUCACAACACACCUGCUCAUUAACCUGCGGCAGACGCACCUGAGCCCGCCGCUCAUGGUCGACUCGACGGUCCGCGAUGGUGUGACCACAACGCCGCCUCAGUCGAGCUCGAGUCCGGCGCGGCAGCUGCGGUGAGGUCCGGCCGCGCGGCACUGAGUCUCCAUGUCCGUCUAUCUGUCCGCGUCCCCGCCGACACGCUGAAGCAGGCUCCGCCCACGCGUCUGCUGUCAACCUAUCAGCUCGCUGAAACUAUGUUGUUGGUGGACAACUUAAGUCCCGCCCACUUGUCAGAGCUGACCUAUCGUGCCACUUCAAACCCAACUACAGCUCUGGUGUCGACCAAUCAGAGCGCUGCGAUGACUGAAGCGUCGACGUAAAAUAUUUUUUCUCAUUUUUGAAAUCCAUCCUUAAAAUAAAAAAUAAUAAUAAUUCUUUAUGAAUCAGAGGAUUAUAAAUCAAUAAUUCAUAAUUUGGUUCACAACAGCCUGCAUCGUCGAUACGGCAGACCACCCACGAGAGGGAGACAGACUCCAGCCCGUUAGUGUCGUCGCCAUUGAAAGUCGUUUGUCUCCUCUGAGCGCUUUUAACACUGAUCAAGCGCCUUCUACUCAAAGUAGUACCACAUGUGACAUGCAUGACUUUAUUUUGUUCUCCCGAGAUAACAGUUAUCUCGAGAUCAUUUGUAUCUUGGGAUAAAAAAAAAAGUCGCUCCAGGGACGCGCAACACGUAUAGCUUAGCCACAUGUGGUAUUAUUUUGAGUAGAAGGCGCUUGACCAGAUUGUUAAAAGCGCGCCGUCGGUAAUAUUCUGACUUGCAGACAGCGACUGACAACGUUGACGAACAGUUACGAAGCCAUGGGAGUCACAGUGGCUCCAGGAGGACGUAUUCAAAAUGCUUUGCCAGAGAGGCAGCUACGCAUGCGCUGACAUUUGCCAUCGUAGCUUGAGAUACGCAUUAUCACGAGAUAACAAUUACCUCGAGAUAAUUGUUAUCUCGGGCAAUACAAAAUCAUGCAUGCCACAUCAACAAAAAAAUAAACACAUGCAUGCCGCUCCGUACGUUUAUUAUCUCUUCCAUGUCAGAAUUGGUCAGCGACUGUGAGCCAAACUUGGCUGGAGCAAUGACAACUUCCUGUCAAGCGGCCUUCUAAAUAAAACCGGAUGCGGCACCGGCUCGAGGGCAGGUGCAGCAGAUAACCAUCAUGACACACAAUAAUUCGAUUAUGACUUCAAUCGCGCCCACGCCCUCAACUUAUACUCAAAUCGAGAUGAGAAAUGAGAAAAGCUGCUUCCCUGCAUGGUGUGUUGGUCAUUGACAAAAAGUCUCGGCACACACCAGCAUGAACGCAAACACACACGGUAAACACAGGUUUCUGUCAGGGAGCCAACGUUUAACACAUUCGUUUAAAAUAGCUUUUCACACAAGUGGACUCAGCGUGUGAACGCCGCGCUGCCAGAGACGUGCACUUCCACAUCACGCGUGUAGGAGGCCGGGGGCCCCUCAUAACCUCAGGGGACACGCGGUUGACGUCUUGAAAGCACUUGUUGGGCGUGAUGACGCUUUCAGGAGCCAGGUGUUUGGUCAGGACAACAGCGAUCCUUCAUCCACCGUCGCAGAGAUGGAGGAGGUGAUAAGGUGCUCGCCCACCAGCCCUCUCAGAAGAUUCCCAUGACUCAGAAAGAGGAACAACACACAUCUGGUCCGCUCGUGUUUGAAGUGAGAAGUCCAGCCUUGACUCAACGAUGGAGGGCAGCUCCGAGUUGGACGCAGAUCAUCACAACCACCCGCUGACACAGCGAGGAAUUGCCUGCGCUCGUGUUGGAUCCAAACAGUGACAGAGAGAGAGAUGGUAUCUAUAAGUGAGAGGAGAGAAACACACACACACAGAUCGUUAUCAGAUUUCCUGUCUUCUGCUGCAGAUGACGGUGAAGAUGAGACACCCCCCCUGACCCCCCUUCACACAUCUCUCUCACACUCGCAUGUUUUCAGUCAGUGUGCGUCUGCAGCCCAGACGUGUGGGUCUGUAGUGGAAGCUCGGUCAGUGAGUCGCAGACAUGUUUCGGCUGGCGCUGCUCCUCUCCGUUUGUCCUCCAGGGCUGAUGGCGCAGUGGCCUGUCGCCAGUCUUCACACCCCGACAGUGGUCUACUGUCGCCAGAUGGAGUCCAUGACCUCCAGUGCUUCAUGAGGCGUGAUUCUCUGUUGAGAGUGUGCGAGUGGAAACCUGGGAAAGACUCGUCCAGAAAAAACUACACACUCGUGGUGCGGCAGAACAGAAGUCGCAGCAACUAUUGUAAACUGUACGACAACAUCGCUGGCCUCUUCGCUAACGCCCAGUGGUACAGUGACAGACCCGUGGCGGCAGAGGUUUACGAAAACAGGCAGUCGGACAACUGCAGCAGAGCAACGUACAGAGGUCACCCGUCAUUCAGGUGUAACCCGCCGCUCGCCACGAACUUCAGCCGCCAAGCUGGGAUGCUGGACCUGAAGGUGCGCUGGACUCAGAAGGACAAGACCAUCCUGAAGGUCGACUACGGAGCGGUGGGCGAGCCGUCACAGAGCAAGGUGGCGACGUGUCAAUCAUUAGAGAGAUGCACCGUGCAGAACCUGAACGCCUCGCUGACCUACCGCGUCCGGAUCGGUUGUGUGCCAAACGACAUGUGUUCUCAGUGCCCGUGGAGUCCCGCCCACGUGGUCCCGGCAGAGCUGACGCAGCGGCCAGAGAUUCUGACGAAGGAGGAAGGAAAGAGCGACCAAGGCAGGCGGACGAUCUUUCUCACCUGGACGUUCCUGCAGCUGUGCGACGGCUUCAACGUGACGAUCAGCAAAGCAUCAGGAGAAGCAGUGCAGGAACGCGUGAGCACCACUCACCGCAACAUCAGGCUCCUCCUCUCAUACUCGGCCUUUCGCGUCGACGUCCAAGCCUUCAACAAUGCGAGCGUCUCUCCACCGCAGACUGUUGAUGUCCCACAGCGCUUGCUCCUAUCAGACGGAGAAACCUCAGGGAUUAACGUGGAAGUCCACAACAUGAGCUCCUUCACGGUCCACUGGGGCGCGCAGCGGCUUUCGAUCAUCAAGUGUUUUUCAGUGGAAUGGACCGACACACAGACAAAGAAGACAAUGUUCCAGUCCUUCUAUGAAGGCAACAAGAACUACAGGACGUGCAAGAACCUACCAGAACCACUGGAACCCUACACGCGAUACCGUCUGAGUCUCCACACUCGACACCAAAAGCAUCCGUGCAACCUGAGGUCCAUCAACAACAGUGAGAGCACCUACGGCAGCACCCUCUUCUACGCCAUCGAGGGAGUGCCCAUCAGCUACCCAAUGAACCUGAGCUGCUUCAACAUCACAAAGACAUCUGUGGUUCUAAGCUGGUCGUCCAUCCCUGAGGCAGACCUGCGAGGGUUCUUGCUGGGCUACGCUAUCUUCUACUCUGAGAACCAACGCGGAGAGACGCACUCAGAGAGAAAUGUCACAGUCGAUGCAAAAUCCAGCACCAAGCAGCUACACGGUCUGAAAAGUGGAGUCGUGUACCAGGUCCAGAUAUCGGGGAUCACAAGACCCGGAAUAGGAGUCCGAAGUCCUGCCAGCCGCUUUGAAACCAUCCAGUCGGAUGAGUACAAGGUUGGUGCUGUGCUCUCCUCCGUCCUGCUGAUGGUCAUCAUGGCUACGUUCGGAUUGUUCGGAUCCCCGGUCGUGAAAAGAGUCAAAGUUCUGCUGUGGCCCAGUCUACCGAGUCCGGGACAGAGUCUGGCCAUGCAGAAGAUGCAGCAGUGCCACCUAGAGUACCGGGAGACGUCUGAAGCUGCUGUGGAGGAAUACGACAACUGCAGCCUUCAGAUUGUCGAAGAAGAGGUCCCGGUGCUUCUUCCGCACCUGGAAGAUGAGAAGAUACCUGAGGACACUGAAGAUGAGGACGACGAAGAAGAUGCCGGCGGAAAAGCUAGUCCAAGACCUUCCGAGUCAGCACCGCUGCCCCUCAUUGGCGACUACACAACUUUGGAAAUGUUUCUCAGGGCGCCAUCUGCUGGUGUUUACAUGGAGAACAUGCAGCAGGAUCUGGCCACCAGGAACAAGUCAGAACCAGUCCACUCUCAGGACAGAGAUGAGUCGAGUCAGAUGGACUGGGACUCAACAGGGCAAGCGGUGGCAAGGGUCGGUCCAGGAGGUCUGGACCUGCCCCUCCAUGCUGGUGGAGCAGCAACCGCUCUACUCCAAGUGCACAGGGACUGACGCCUCUCACCUCACAGUCCAGGUGCUCAUCUUGACCUUUACCGGUUUUCCUUCUAUUAAAUGUGUUAGCUCUUUGUCUGGAGGUGUGUGACUGUCGCGGCUCGGUCACGCCUCUACACCCACUCGGGAAGUGACGCGGCACGUCUUGUGAAGUGGAGCGCGAACUCCGACCAGAAAAGGAGAAGUUGAGAGGUCGCUCUGUGAGCGGGAGAUAACGCCACUUCCACUUCUUCUCAUCCACACCAAGACCAGAUGCGCAGUCAAAAGAUGUGGUAGAUUAGCAGAGUUCCCACACAUGUGAGUCACCAGCAGCAGUUGAGAUAAAAACUCUUUAUUGAAGCAGCACUGGUGAGAAAGACAACGUCACUGAAAGACUCGAGGCAAGUCUCACGAGCUGAGUCCAUUCUCGCAGUAACAGAUUUCAGUUCAGACAAGUUUGGGGCGUC